Dentiscutata erythropus is the source of this 951-nucleotide messenger RNA. The record is from the annotation of a GenBank genome assembly. NCBI's taxonomy places the organism in Eukaryota, Fungi, Glomeromycota, Glomeromycetes, Diversisporales, Gigasporaceae.
AUGGCCUCAAAAAUUUUAAAAUUUUCCGGUCAUAAUUAUUUUAGACAAAGAUUGGUUCUCGCUACUUUAAGUGGGAAAACCGUUAAAAUUAAUAAAAUUCGUUCAGACGAUAAUGAUCCUGGAAUAAAUGAUUUUGAAGCAAAUUUUUUAAGAUUAUUGGAUAAAGUUACAAAUGGAUCAAUUAUUGAGAUCAAUUAUACAGGUACAAGUGUAUUAUUUAAACCUGGUAUAAUUGCAGGUGGAAGGAUAAGUCAUGACUGUGGUACAGCUCGUGCAAUUGGAUAUUUCUUAGAACCGAUGAUUGCAUUAGCACCUUUUGCAAAAGAUCCAUUUAAUCUUACAUUUUUUGGAAUAACAAAUGAUAAUGUGGACAUAUCGAUGGAUAUUAUGCGAACGGCUGUUCUGUUACAACUUAAAAGAUUUGGUAUAGAAGAAGGCUUGGAAUUGAAGAUUACUAAACGUGGUGCUCCACCACUCGGUGGUGGUGAAGUCAAUUUCAAGUGUCCAAUCGUAAAAGCUCUUAAACCGAUACAGUUCACUGAUGAAGGUCGGAUAAAACGUAUCCGUGGUAUCGCAUGUUGCACACGUGUAUCACCUCAAAAUGCUAAUAGGAUGGUGGAUGCUGCAAGAUCAGUACUGAAUAGAUAUAUUCCCGAUGUGUACAUAUAUACAGAUGUUUAUAAAGGUGAAGAAUCUGGAAAAUCGCCAGGAUUUGCACUUUCUUUGGUUGCCGAAUCAACAACAAGUGCUCUUAUAAGUGCGGAACAAGCAGCAAAUCCAGGUGAAACACCAGAAGAUAUCGGAAAACGAACCGCGAAACUUUUGCUUUCUGAAAUACGUAAAGGUGGAUGCAUCGGUUCGCCGAAUCAAUGGUUGAUGCUUUUAUUUAUGGUCUUGAGCCCAGAAGAUGUAUCAAAAAUUAGAUUAGGACAAUUGACUGCUUUCACGUAA